CUGGAUGGCAGUUCCCACUUGGGAAGAAUCGACUUUUCGUUUGGCGGAGUAGGACGAAACAUGGCAGAUUGUUUGGCUAGACUAGACCACGACCCUCUCUUCAUUUCAGCCAUUGGAAAGGAUUCUCAUGGCAGCACCCUGUUACAUCACAAUUCGAAACUGGAUCCACUAGGUAUUGCCGUAAUUCCAGAGUCUUCCACUGCCACCUUUUGUGCCAUCGUGGACAGAGAGGGGGAGUUCCUGUUUGGUAUAGGAGAUCUAGAUGUUCAUAGCUACAUCACAGUUAAACACGUUCAACAGUUUGAGGAGCGACUAAAGGAAGCGCCUCUUGUGGUAUUUGAUGGAAACAUUCCAGUUCAGACGAUGGAAUACCUUCUCUGUUUAUGUCACGAGUAUAAGAUACCAGCAUGGUUCGAGCCAACAGAUAUUCAUAAGGCGGGCAUACCUUUUCUUCUACCAAACGGUACGUGGAAAGUGUUGACUUACGCUUCUCCAAACAUUAACGAACUUCGAGUGAUGCACAAAGCCCUCUGUGGCCAGUUUAUUAACGAAACAAAUAGCACUGAUCUCGACACUAUGUGUAAAGAGUGCGUACAGCUGAGCCUCCCGUUCUUAGAACACAUGCACACCCUAGUGGUGACAUUGGGCAGUAAGGGAAUGAUGCUCGUAACAACUCUGGAAGACGAUGGAAGCAGUUUUCCUGUAUGCCAAAGUUCAUCAGCUGCUAAAAAGGGUAAUGUAAGGGCUAUUUACUACCCGCCAGUUGUGCCUGAAAAGGUCGUCAGUGUCGUGGGAGCUGGUGACUGCUUAGCAUCAGGCAUUAUGAGCGGAAUACUUCGAAAACAAAACGUUCUGACCUGUGUUCAAAGUGGAAUUCAAGCAGCGGCCAUGUCUCUUGUAUCCCAUCAUGCUGUCCCUCAGAGCAUAUCACGUGAAAGUAUACAUAUCUUCGUAAAACCACCAUUAGGGAUCUGGAAUCCGAAAGUUAUAUACUGACAAAAAUUAAAUUUUCUUACACUUUAUUUUUCUUUAUUUGCAAUUUUUGUAUGUUUAUUAUUUCGAAUAUUGACUGUUUGUUAAGUAUUAUCUGCAGUUAUAAAUAAUCAAGAAAGUCAACGAAUGUAAGUAAAGGCUCAAAGAAACACCUAAACGAAUGUCACAUUAGUAUUAGCAUAAAAUUUAUCCCUAAAAGAUUGGGUUUCUUAUUUUAAUAACUUGUAGUUGUGUAUACAUUGCGAGUUAUUUAUAAAAUUUAGUAAGUCGAGAUGAAAUGUCACAUGAAUUAAAAUUCAAAAAGAAAAUUAUUGUUAACUCCCUUAACAAAAAAUGUUUUAAUAAUAUAUAAGUAAUAUUAUUGCACUAGAGCCAUCUAUGGAGCGAUUUUGUAAGCUGUAUGAUUUUGAUUUUAGAUUCCACCCCAAUCUACCUAUAGAUGACGCUAAAUGAUAUGAAAGAAAAUAUGACGCACUAUGCAACUGAGACAUACUUUCAAUGACAUUUUUUCACCAGUCGCGUUAAUAAAAGGUUAAAUGUAAGCGCAUUUACGAAAUAAUGAAAAAAAAAUGUGUUCAAAAUGGGUAAAGCACACAAGUAUUAAAGUGAUAGAAACUGGAUUUUAGAAAUUAAAAGGACACAGAAAAGUAAUGAACAUAAAUUCGAAAAAUGAUAAAAUAGUAAUUUAAUAAUAAUAAUGAUGAUCGGGGAAAUAUAUUUCUAUCGCUUUAAUAUUAGUUUUCCAUUUUUAAAAUUGUUUUUAGAACCGCUUCAACAAUGUUCCUUCUAACAAUAUUUUUGCUAACGUGCUCCAUGAACUACGUACGUAAUUUAGAAUCUCUUUAUAUUCAACUAUUCUGUCUAAGCCUUUUUUCAAUGUAACACGGUUUUAACUGCCAGAAACUUUGCAAAUAAAUAUAAAGUUUUGUCAUAGGCGUGUGUUUUACCAAUUUUGAACACCUUUUUGUCAUUAUUUUUUUCACGUCUUGUGGUCUUUCCUACUGUGUGUUUUUCUAAGCGCAUUUACGUUCAUCUGAGUAACAUGUAACCUCAAUUAUUUUUAUCACCUAUAAUUGACCUCCACUGAUCACAAAAUGUGUUAUUUAAUGAAUUUUCGUUGUAAUCUGUUCUACAUUCCUUAGAAUGCUAUUUUAAGGAAGUAUGUUCGGAGAAAAAUGAAACUCAAGGUAUAAAUAAAACGCACCAAUAUUGUACUUUAUACAGUCAGAAGGUGGACUAUUUUCACCAUCAGGGGUCCCAAUAUCACGGGUUUUAAAUUACCUUCACUUGUCAUGUUAUUUUGUAAAUCAAGUAAAGUGUAGUGGACAUCUAACACAAAACAAAAACGUAUUACUUACAUAAAAAAUAUGAAACUUUGUCAUAAUUUUUAUACAUUUUAUUUUUAUGGUUGCCAUAAUUUUCACUUUACUUUACUUUACUUUAGAGUAUAUUUCUAUUUUUACCAGUUUCGUGUGAUUGUGAACGACCUGCCAUGUGUAUUUGGUGACGACAAACCAAAAAACCUCGUCUUUGUUUACCAAUUAUCCUAGAUUUGUAUGCAUAUUACUAGUUUCAAUUCACUUUUUAUCCCCCCCCCCCCAGUAGAACAGAGGUAUGUCUGCUGACUUACAACGCUCAAAACCAGGUUUCGAUACUCGUGGUGGGCAGAGCACAGAUAGCCCAUUGUGUAGCUUUGUGUUUAACUACAAACUAGACACUUUUUAUUUUUAACAAAUUACUUGUUCAGUAAUCUGGUCCCUACCAAAACCAGUUUUGAAGUGCAAAAUAUAAUUAUUGUUAUUGUAGUGUUUAAUAUAUAUAUAUACUAUUUUUUUUUAU
Messenger RNA from Limulus polyphemus (Atlantic horseshoe crab), 2832 nucleotides. RefSeq lists its product as uncharacterized. Lineage: Eukaryota; Metazoa; Arthropoda; Merostomata; Xiphosura; Limulidae. Gene Ontology annotation, molecular function: kinase activity. The record is from RefSeq and is a predicted model, not a curated record. The transcript has 7 exons. The coding region runs from base 61 to 996 and encodes 311 amino acids.